Molecule: messenger RNA, 2471 nt
Organism: Asterias rubens (European starfish)
Lineage: Eukaryota; Metazoa; Echinodermata; Asteroidea; Forcipulatida; Asteriidae
Product: serine/threonine-protein kinase RIO3-like
Exons: 12
Coding region: 193-1857 (554 amino acids)
Biological process (GO): maturation of SSU-rRNA; protein phosphorylation
Cellular component (GO): preribosome, small subunit precursor; cytosol
Molecular function (GO): protein serine/threonine kinase activity; ATP binding
Source: RefSeq, a predicted model, not a curated record
GCACCACCUUGUGAAAAAGUGUUUUCUUUCGGAUGUGGAAACACAAGCUGACGAAUGGUUCUAUAUUUAUAAUUUUGUCGAAAAAACCAGUGCUUUGUGUGUAGGAAAAGCAUAACAGAUUUCAACCUGGUACAGAGCUCACCAGCCACGACGAAUCAUUUCCAGAGUCUCAUCCGUACUAUAUCAAGUAACAUGGCCGCCAGCGGGAAAGUAGCACAACCUAUGGUGGAGACUUCACCCAUGCGCAACCCGUGGAAGGUCGCUACUCAGACACCACCUGCCUGCUCUCUUGCCAGCGUGAUGGACGAAGAAUUUGCCAAAAAUUUACAGAGAGAAGAGGAAGUGGGAAAGCCAACAAAGACUGUCGCUGCUGGCGCAGAAAUGUCAUCAAGUGCCCUGACAGACCUUGAGUAUGCACUGACUCUGGAGGGAAAUGGAGACGACGCUGCGACAGAGAGUGAUCUUCUACUGGCUCAGAUGCUACAACUUCAGUUUGAUAAAGAACACGACGCCCUUCUAGAUGUUGAAGAGAGAAAACAGAACGCCAACAGUAAAGUUGGCAUUUCGUAUGCAAACUACCGCACAGUGCAUCCAGCUAUACGUAGGGAUGAGGUCGAUGAGUUUUCCUUUGAUGUUGAUAAUGACAGCGAUGAUGAUGAUUGGGAGUUGUAUGUAGAUAAAGACGUGUCCUCGCCUAAGAAAGUUCAAACCACCAGAGACAAGAAUGGAGUGUUGAUCACGAAGCAUGAUGCAGCCGUCUGCGGCAGAAAAAAUGCCUCAAAAGUUAUGGAGAAGUUCCCUCCUGGUUUCAAUAGUGGAGAUGAUGUUGGGAUGGACAUGAAGCUUCCAAACAGCGUCUUCAAUACCCUUAAACAACACAGUCAGACAGCAGAGCGUAAAACACACAGAGUCCAUGAGAAGAAGGAGCACUCCACUGCGGUCAUGGCCAUGGAUCCCAACACCAGACUUCUGCUGUUCAAGUUGGUAAAUAGUGGUCUCUUAGAAUCAGUGAAUGGUACAAUCAGCACUGGAAAAGAAGCUGUUGUGUUACAUGCCAAUGGAGGAAGCCAUCAGACAUUGCUAGUACCUCGAGAGUGCGCCCUCAAGGUCUUCAAGACGACGCUGAACGAGUUUCGAACUCGCAGGCGUUACCUCCCAGACGCCCUCAGCCGCAUGAACCCCAGGAAGAUUAUCAGUAUGUGGGCGGAUAAAGAACGCUUUAAUCUCCAUCAGAUGCGAAAGGCCGGUAUCCGCUGCCCGGAGGUCAUCCUUCUCAAGAAACACAUCCUGGUACUCUCCUUCAUUGGUGACCAUCAGAAGGCUGCUCCCAAGCUGAAGGAUGCUGAGCUGUCGAGCGACGAUCUGCUGCUUGCCUACGAACAGUGUACAGAGAUGAUGGAAAGAAUGUACAAACGGUGUCAACUGGUGCACGCUGAUCUCAGCGAGUACAACAUGCUGUGGUUUAAUCACGAAGUCUGGUUUAUCGACGUCAGCCAAUCGGUGAAGCCGUUUCAUCCAGAGGGGCUGAAGUUCUUGCUACGAGAUUGCACCAAUGUAUCAAACUUCUUCACUCAACGAGGCGUACCCAACGUUUCAACACCGAGGGAGCUCUUCAACAGAAUCACAGAUCUACAUCUCCAAGAUGGCAGCGAGCAGGAGUUCUUAGCUCAGAUUGAAGUCAUCACAGAAGCAGAGGAGUACAAAUCUCUCGUACCGAACGAGAAGAACUUUGCAUUUGAUUACUUCUUCGAGCGCUCAGUCGCGGAUAAUGCGGAACAAAAAGACAAAGAGCGACGGAAGAGUGAAGGAAACGAAGAGACAGACGAAGGGAAGGAGAAGGAGGAAACAUCGUCUUAGAAAUCAUCAAUUCUUAAAUAAUUAGAACUGAUAUUAUAACAUCAAUCCAUCAGUCAACCAGCAGGCAUUUUGCAGAGCGCCAUCAUAUUAGUUGUCUAUUCCGAGCUGCUUAGCAAAGUGAAGACAAAUUUAAGACAAGAGUUUGCAGAAUUUCAUAUGAAGAUGACUUGUGCAAUGGACUUGUAGGACUGAUAAGGGAGAUUAUUCCAUGGGCAUGUUGUCACUUCACCAGGAGACGCUGUGGUAUUGACCCAUUUCACCUGACGUCAUCAGCAGAAAAAUCUUGAAUGCGCCAUACUGGUGGGCAAUUUCACUGUGCGUUUUUAUAUAUAACUCUAUGCUGCGCGUUUUGCAGUAAAGUGUAAUUUUAGGCGACGCGGGGUCAAUACCGUUAAGUAUUGAAUUAUCGCUUGUCCAACCGGGAUGUGAUCAAGGCAAGCACAACUAAAGCAUGUUCCAUUAUCUUCAAUUAUACUGAACUGUCGUUACUCUAUUGUAAAACUGUAUCUGACAGCCUAAAGCCGGUUCUAAUUCCUGCGAAUGUUGACAUCACAGGGCUGUUUUGUUGAGACAAGUCAGCUGAUGCGAAUUAUUCAUUGCGAAUUUGUGAAGUC